AUGGCAUUCCGUUUAUUCUCCUCAAAGAGUCAUAAUACGAUUUCAUCUAAAUUUUUAUCGGUAACUACGGUGCGUGGGUUAGCUUCGGUUGGUAAUACGCCAACUUUUACGAAACCUCUUUCGGUAGCUGGUUUAUAUGCUUCAAAACAUAUAAGAAAUGAUUGGACCCGAGAAGAAAUAAAAUCUAUUUACGAUUCACCUCUAAUGGAUCUUUUAUUUUACGGUGCAAAAGUACAUCGUGAGAAUUUUGAUCCACUCGCCGUACAACAAUGUACUUUAUUAAGCAUAAAAACAGGCGGAUGUUCAGAAGAUUGCGCUUAUUGUCCUCAAUCUUCAAAGUAUAAAACUAUGGUAAAGGCAACUAAAUUAUUAGACACGGAUGAAGUACUCGUGGCUGCUAGAAAAGCAAAAGAAGCCGGUAGCACUAGGUUUUGUAUGGGAGCUGCAUGGAGAGAUCUAAAGGGUAGAAAAAGUAAUUUCAACAAAAUCGUGAGUUAUGUGAAAGAGAUUAGAUCCAUGGACAUGGAAGUUUGUUGUACUCUAGGAAUGUUAAAUGAAUCGCAAGCAAAAGCGCUUAAAGAUGCAGGUUUAACAGCAUAUAAUCAUAAUUUGGAUACUUCACGAGAAUAUUAUCCAAAAAUAAUUACCACAAGAUCAUAUGAUGAACGUCUUGAAACCAUUUCAAACGUUCGUGAAGCUGGUAUAUCUGUUUGUUCAGGCGGCAUUAUUGGAUUGGGUGAAACUUCUGAGGAUCGCGUAGGAAUGUUACAUACUUUAGCAACAUUGCCACAACAUCCUGAAAGUGUUCCUAUUAAUGCUCUUGUACAGGUUGAAGGUACUCCUAUGGAGAAACAAGAGCCCGUGUCAAUUUGGGAAAUGGUUCGUAUGAUUUCAACAGCGCGCAUAGUCAUGCCAAAAUCAAUGGUUAGAUUAUCAGCUGGUCGAGUACGAUUUUCUCAACCCGAACAGGCUCUCUGUUUCUUUUCUGGUGCAAAUUCUAUUUUUACUGGUGAUAAAUUAUUAACAACGGAUAAUAAUGAUUUUGAUUCAGAUCAAGUAAUGUUCAAAACAUUAGGUCUUAUUCCAAAGCCUCCAAAUUUUGAUCAAGGUACUUCGUCAUCUAAAAUUAUUGAUAAUGAACAAAUGGAAUAUUCUAAUAAUGUUCAAGGACAAAGUUCUUUAUAA
Molecule: messenger RNA, 1185 nt
Organism: Funneliformis mosseae
Lineage: Eukaryota; Fungi; Glomeromycota; Glomeromycetes; Glomerales; Glomeraceae
Source: the annotation of a GenBank genome assembly